GCCCAGCGGCCGGCGCCAUGUCAAAGAAAAAAGGACUAAGUGCAGAAGAAAAGAGAACCCGCAUGAUGGGAAUAUUUUUCGAGACGAAAGAUGUGUUUCAACUAAAAGACAUGGAGAAGAUUGCUCCCAAAGAAAAAGGCGUUACUGCCCUGUCAGUCAAAGACGGCCUCCAGAGCUUAGUUGAUGAUGGGCUGGUUGGCUGUGAGAGGAUUGGAACGUCGAGUUCCUACUGGGCUUUUCCUAGUAAAGCUCUUCACACGAGGAAACGCAAGGUGGAGGUUCCGGAAUCUCAGCUGUCUGAGGGAAACCAGAAGUGUGCAAACCUACAGAAACAUACUGAGAAAGCUAAAAUUGGCCGACAUGGGACGGAAGAUGGAGCCAGGAUAGCAAAAGAGCUUUCUUCGUUGCGGGAACAAAGGGACCAGCUAAAAGCAGAAGUGGAGAAAUACAAGGAAUGGGACCCACAAGUUGUGGAAGAACUACGUCAAGCAAAUAAAAUAGCCAGAGAAGCUGCUAACAGAUGCACUGAUAACAUAUUUGCAAUAAAAUCUUGGGCCAAAAGAAAAUUUGGAUUGGAAGAAAAUAAAAUUGAUAAAAAUUUUGGAAUCCCGGAAGACUUUGACUACGUAGACUGA
Molecule: messenger RNA, 635 nt
Organism: Lepus europaeus (European hare)
Lineage: Eukaryota; Metazoa; Chordata; Mammalia; Lagomorpha; Leporidae
Product: meiotic nuclear division protein 1 homolog
Exons: 1
Coding region: 18-635 (205 amino acids)
Biological process (GO): reciprocal meiotic recombination
Cellular component (GO): nucleus
Molecular function (GO): double-stranded DNA binding
Source: RefSeq, a predicted model, not a curated record